This is a messenger RNA of Papilio polytes (common Mormon), 1366 nucleotides long. RefSeq lists its product as uncharacterized. The transcript is spliced from 6 exons. The record is from RefSeq and is a predicted model, not a curated record. NCBI's taxonomy places the organism in Eukaryota, Metazoa, Arthropoda, Insecta, Lepidoptera, Papilionidae. The coding region runs from base 137 to 730 and encodes 197 amino acids.
UCUGUGAAAGUUGCAAUCGCCGGUCGAGGUCCGAACAUAAUGUGCGCGUUGUCAGUCGACAUACGGGCGGUCUAGAGAAUUGGUAGCGCCUAAACACUACGUGACUAUCGUUUACAUAUGUGAAUUUUCUUACAAAAUGCUGUCACGUUGUCUUCUCUUUGUGUUUAUUGCGGGUGCACUGUCGGCGCCAGUGGACGAACCGAUACGAGUCGAUCUACCAGUGUACGAAGCGUCGCAACAAUCAGGUGCCCACCUAAGCGAACCGUUCGUGCCAGAGAAUCAUCCCGAAUUUAGAAUUAAUAAAGAAUCAAUCGUCGACAAUUUUCUCUCGAACAAAAACACCGCUACAUUAACACAAAGCAAUCCUCCGAUCGGAUCUGUGAAUUAUGGAGGUGGUUUGUUGUCGGCACCAGUGACUACACUAGAGGGCGCAUUGCUCGAAACCGAAGGUUUUGGAAGCAAGACCCUCUCGGUCAAUGAAAAUGUACAAAAUCUUGCUGCAGGAAUCUUCCAGCCAAAACCAAUAGUAGAUACAAUAAAAGAAGAGGAAAAGUAUGGCAAUAAUGGCGAUAAAUUUUAUAGUGCAGGAAGGGCCAUCGUCAACGGCGCAGAAAAUGUUUCAAAUUUCGUCAAUACAGUUCUUGAGGUGCCAGUCAAAGUUUUUAGAAACCUCACUAGGAAAGCCACGGAAAAAUUGAAUCAUUUAGGAGGAAGACUCGUUGGUUUAUAAUUUAAGACUAUAGAACCGAAUGUCAAGUUAUUUAUAAGAACAUUAAGUACAAACCAUUAAAGAUUCAGAAAAUGUACAGUGGUAUAUUUUCAUAGUAUAGUCAAAUAAGGAUAUCUCAGUCGAUGACAGUGGCGCUGCUGUCGUGAUCAGUGUUGUUAGAAAAUAUGUAAAAGAUAUUAUAACAUGACGGCUACUGCACCAAAAGGAUCAUUAUUCUUUUUGACAUUGUCAGAGUGGCGCUAGUGAGCUGUCAUAAUUUUGACAUUACCAUUGGGUCCGAUCUUGUCAGUCUCUAACACUGAUCUGUAUAAAUGGAUAGAUGUUAUUUAGAAAUGAUAGCUUUUGCUUCUUUAUAUCGACUAUCGACAGAAUAGCACCUAAAGUUUGAGUUAGACAACUCUUAUCGCAAUCAUCAGCGCCAAAAUAAUCAAAUACUGCAGUUUAUAGCCUAUCCACUUAUAGAGGUCAGCUAAGGUCUUUGUGUUAAGGGAUCUUUUGACGCAUACCACUGACAUAUUAUAAAUAUGUAGGGUUUUCAGCGAAGUCGAGCGCAGAUCAUUUUUUUUAUUGAUCUGAACAAUAGAAUCUAAUGGAUGAAGACAUCAACAUAAUUCGGUCUUAAGUGAUUAUAAAAUU